Vespula vulgaris is the source of this 3009-nucleotide messenger RNA. Its product is annotated as putative fatty acyl-CoA reductase CG5065. Lineage: Eukaryota; Metazoa; Arthropoda; Insecta; Hymenoptera; Vespidae. The transcript is spliced from 10 exons. Gene Ontology annotation, biological process: long-chain fatty-acyl-CoA metabolic process. The coding region runs from base 644 to 2191 and encodes 515 amino acids. The record is from RefSeq and is a predicted model, not a curated record. Gene Ontology annotation, molecular function: alcohol-forming very long-chain fatty acyl-CoA reductase (NADP+) activity. Gene Ontology annotation, cellular component: peroxisome.
UUUUUUAAAAUCUAUGUUGUAUCUAAUUCCGAUGAGAAGAUAAGUUGCUCUUCAUAAAAGAUGUACAAAAGUAAUAAAGAAGAAAUUAAUGCAUAAACAAAUAAAGAAAAAAAUGAAAGAAAAAGCGGAGUGAUACGUUGUAGAUUUUUAAUAUCUUUCUACGAAGAAUUAUUUCAGCAUACGGGGAGAAGUUAAGCUUACGUACAUGCAUGCAUGCAUGCAUGCAUGCGUGUGUGUGUAUGUAUGUAUUCAGCUUGUAAAAACGAUAUAGUACUAUACAUACAUAAGUUUACUGGAGUCUACUCAGGAGCUCAGUGAGCUCGUGAACUCUGCAUCGUUCGCUGUUCCACGCUCGUCAACAGAAGUCGAAGGCUAAUGUGAAAUCGUUUCACGUGUAAUUUUUUUUUUAAGAUCGAGUAUAAUUUCGUAUCGGAGAAAAUACUUUUUCUUAUCUCGUUAAGGAAACUUGUUGCAGAAGAUAUAAAAUAGAAUGGAAAUUUUUUCAACGUUAAAUAUUUAUUAGUCAAUUAAAAGAAAAAAAAUUUAUCGGUGAAUGUAAUACACGAGGUAUUAAAGAUCGUUCAUUCGAUUUAACUCAUACACAGAACCAGUCUCCUUCUUGACUUUCAAGAAAAGAGAAAUCAUGGAAGAACCUAGCGAGAUACAAUCGUUUUAUAAAGGCAAGACCAUAUUUAUUACUGGAGGGUCCGGUUUCAUGGGAAAAGUUCUUAUUGAAAAAUUGCUUUAUACCUGUAGCGAUCUUGAUAAAAUCUAUAUGCUAAUAAGAUCCAAAAAAGGUCGCAAUCCUGAUUUGCGUAUCGACGAGAUGUUCAAGUUACCAUUGUUCAUAAGAGUGCGAAAACAAAAGCCAGAAGUAAUAAAAAAAGUGAUACCGAUAGUUGGAGACAUCUCAUUGAACAACCUCGGUAUCACCGAUGAACAACGGGAGCAUCUAAUUAAUGAAACUCACAUCGUCUUUAAUCUAGCAGCCGCGGUUAGAUUAGAGGCUAAAUUGAAGGAUGCUAUCGAAUCGAACACGGUCGGCACAAAGAGAGUAUUGGAGCUGAGCAAGACUAUGAAGAAGCUGGAGGCAUUUUUGCACCUGAGUACGGCUUUCUGUCAUGUCGAUCAAAUAGAGCUCGGUGAACGAGUUUACGAUUCACCAGAUGAUCCUCAGGACGUCAUAAGAUUUGUUCAAUGGAUGGAAGACGACGCUAUCAAUCUCGUCACGUCUAAAUUGAUAGCUCCUCAUCCGAAUACUUAUACGUACUCGAAACGUUUGACGGAGAAAUUGGUGGCUGACGAGUUUCCUCAUAUACCAGUUGUCAUAACAAGACCUUCCAUUGUUUUACCGGCUCUCAGUGAACCUUUGCCAGGUUGGGUGGAUAAUUUGAACGGGCCGACAGGUAUCGUUAUUGGUGCUGGGAAAGGUGUAAUUAGGUCGAUGCAUUGCAACCCUAAUUGUCAUGCCGAAGUUAUACCCGUUGACUGGGCCAUUAAUGCGUUGAUCGCGAUCGCAUAUAAGAUAGGUACAGAUCGGAACAAGCCGAAAAAUUGUCCGGUUUACAAUAUUACUCAGAGUAGUAUCGAACGAAUGACAUGGGGUCAAGUUUUAGAGAGGGGAAGAAGCAUUGCUUACGAUUAUCCUUUCGAAGGACAGAUUUGGUAUCCGGACGGCAACAUACGGAACAGCAAAUUCAUUCAUAAUGUUUUUGUCUUGUUCUUUCACCUUAUACCGGCUUACCUAAUUGACUUUCUGAUGCUAAUAUUUUGUCAAAAAAGAUUCAUGGUACGUAUUCAAAAAAAAAUUUCGGACGGCCUCGAUCUCCUGCAAUAUUUUACCACGCGAGAAUGGAUCUUUCAUAAUACGAAUCUAUUGAUCUUAUGGGGUGACAUGAGUCCGAAGGAUAAAGAAUUAUUUCAGCUUGAUACAGCGAACGUCGACGUGUUAGAUUAUAUAAAGUUUAUUAUAUUGGGUGCAAGGCAAUAUUGUAUGAAAGAAGAUCUCUCUUCUUUACCGAGAGCACGUAUACAUCAAAGGAUAAUGUACAUCAUUCACAUCACAACGGUAUACCUAUUCUACUUCGGCAUAUUAUAUUUUAUAUACAAGCAAUUUGAGUUUGCUCGAGUUUCUUUCGAUUAUGUCACAGACAAGAUCAAGAUGCUGCCACUGAUGGAUAAUGUUAUUUAAAAGGAUCAUAUUAAGAAGAAAAAAGAAAAAGAAAUCAUUUGGAGUCGCUUUGUAUCGUUUUAUUAUAUUGUAUAUUUGAUUUGUUUGAAGUAGUACUAUUGGUUGAACUAGUAGUCCAUGUUACUUACUAUCGAUAAAAGACGGAUUAAUUCUGUACACUUUCAAAUCUUUCUUUUUUUUUAAUUUCUAUCUAUCUUUCGAUUUUUUCCAUCUCUAUUUGUAUUUUUUUCUUUCUUUCUUUUUUUUUUAUUAUUUUUACUUCGAUAUAUACCCUAAUAUAUUUCAUUUGUACGUCACAAAUAUUUUUGAUACGAGAAACUAUUGGGUUUUGGUGCGUUGGUGGUUUUUUCUUUGUUUUUUUUUUUUUUGGUUAAGAAAAAAGAAAAAGGGAAAAUAAAGGAAGAAAGAAAAAAUAGGAAGGAAAGAAUCUUUUAAAUGAAAUGAUCGUUUGUGUUUACUUCUUUAAGUUGAAGUUUUAUUUGAGUUGAAGUUCGUUAAAUAAGUGGAUCUUAGAUACCACGCCAAAUAUAGAUACGCCUACGUACAUCAAAGUAAAGAAAAAAAGAAUAUAUCAGAGAGAGAGAGAGAGAGAGAGAGAGAGAGAGGAACCAAUCGAAAAAUAGAACAAGACAAUAAAUAAAAAAAAAAUUAUAUAGGGAUCAUGUGAUAUAAACAUAUAUACAAUUUUUUAUGCUUUUAUACUUUUUAAUACCGAUAUAUAAAUGUGUUUACAUGAAUAUAUAAUUACUAUAUAUAACUUUUGUAUCAUUCAAGUGGAAUAAAGGAUUCAUUGGAAAGAUAUUGCGUUAAUAGAUAUA